Messenger RNA from Ruditapes philippinarum (Manila clam), 1782 nucleotides. RefSeq lists its product as uncharacterized. Lineage: Eukaryota; Metazoa; Mollusca; Bivalvia; Venerida; Veneridae. The annotation marks the transcript as partial. The transcript is spliced from 4 exons. The record is from RefSeq and is a predicted model, not a curated record.
AUUCAUUCAGACUGACCUGUUUCGAAAAUGCUAUAAUGGAAAGUGAGGAACUGGAUUCAGAUCUGUUUACGAAUUGGGUUCGAGGCUCAAAAGGACUAGAAUACUUACAGGAAGGUCUUCAAGAAUUUGUUGGAGAAAAGGUACUGCAAUGUCGUGACAAUACCCUUCAAAAGAUAGUUUUGACACUACCAUCUGGAUCACCACAGCAGUGCAACCAGUGUACGUCACAUAAUCUGUCUCCAGAUCAUUUCAACACUACAAAGGCAUGUAGCAGACGCACAUGUACCCAAAAGAGUUCCACCAACUGUUUUGGAAGCAGACCUGUCGGGCGUAGGAAAUGCCCUGGUGGCAUUUGUAGUAAAUUCUACGACUCAAUUAUACAGGAGCAUGUAUUUGAAGACCCCUUAUGGAAAAACACUGACCCAAGCACGUGGUGUUCGGAUCCUUAUGGGUGGAGUUAUGCAAAAUGUUUCCAAACAACUAAAGAUCCAGGGACAUCAGCUAAAGAUACUGAUGCUGCUGGUCUCUUAAGCAUUAUUUUAAACAACAAGUCAAUGCAAAACUUUGUGACCAGUAUUAAUCCUCAUAACAAUACUAGUUCGUUUCAUUUGGCGAGAGAUAUUCGUAAUAAAAUGUUACAUAGCUCAAAGCUUGAAAUAGACGAAACAACUGUGUGUUCCUAUUUGGACGUGUUCAUUGUAGUUCUUCAAGAUCCAAAGUGUCUGAUUAACGACGAGGCAUCAAAGAAAGCGGUUCUUAAACUAACACAGUUAAGAAACAACACAAUACACAUAAGCCAAGGAGACACAGUGUCACUUCUUGAGAACAGAAAUAAGGCGUUAACCGAACUUGACGAAAGAACAGCAGAAUCAUUGCGUAAACUUGAUGAGAAAGCAUUAGCUGUACGUAAUACAUUAAAAAAAGAUGUUGAUGAAUUUAAGAAUGCCGCUUUAGUUGAUGUUGAAAACGUUGGAACAUCGGUUAAGCAAACAAUUGUGGCAGAGGUUACUGCAGCCGGGGAUCAGACAUUGCAAGAUAUUGCUGGGAAGACUACUGAAGGUAUAUCUAAAAUAAACACAGCCGGGGAUCAGACAUUACAAGACAUUGCUGUGAAUACUACUGAUGGUAUAUCUAAAAUAAACACAGCCGGGGAUCAGGCAUUACAAGACAUUGCUGGAAAUACUACUGAUGGUAUAUCUAAAAUAAACACAGCCGGGGAUCAGGCAAUACAAGACAUUGCUGGAAAUACUACUGACGGUAUAUCUAAAAUAAACACAGCCGGGGAUCAGACAUUACAAGACAUUGCUGGUAAUACUACUGAUGGUAUAUCUAAAAUAAACACAGCCGGGGAUCAGGCAUUACAAGACAUUGCUGGGAAUACUUUUGAUGGUAUAUCUAAAAUAAACGUAGCCGGGGAUCAGGCAAUACAAGACAUUGCUGAGAAUACUACUGAUGGUGUAUCUAAAAUAAACACAGCCGGGAAAAAGGCAUUGCAAGACAUAUCCGAGGCAAAAACCGAUAUUGAUGGACAGAAAAUCCAAGCUAUCUCCGAUUUUUGUAAUGCAAAAGACGAUGUUUUAUCUGAAAUCACCAAGGCUGCUAAAGAAGCAAAAGCAGAUGUUUUAAUGGGGGCUAGUGCUGCUUCAUCUGAUAUUAGCGGACAUGCUGUUUCAAGAAAAUCAUUUUUCCAAAAAGGCCUUAUAAAGCUCAAAAGUGUGUUUAGCUCUUCAAGUCCACAGUCACCCUUAAAGGGAUCGCCAAGCCGAUCAAAGACAGCUUCAA